AAGCGGUCGCUGUACAUGUAGGAUAUGUCAGCUCCCCAUCUCUUCAUUUAGUCUUGAAAACGUUGACGGUUUUAUUGAAAGAGAUUUACUACAGUGCACAUAGCCUAUAUAUUUUAACUUCGGUAGGCCUAUGUAGCCCAUGCACUGUGUAGAGAAUCCUAAACAGCUUGUUCUGAAGAGCAACAGUAGCCCAUACGUGUCGCAAACUUGCCUUUGCCAUCUUCUCGACGCGCGGUGAGAGGCAGCUUGUGGGACCAGUCUCCCUACAGAGCAGUGAGGUUUCUGCGGACAUCUGCACACGGAUACAAACACCAUCAGACGUGAUGGACUCUGACCCAGCUGGGAAGACGAGGACGAGCAGAGACUCCAAAGUGGACGUGUCUUCAUCUGAAUCUGACAGUUGUGUCAACAGUGUCCAGCAGGGGGCGUCAGGCACAGAGUCCAAGAGGCCAGAUGGGACCCGGGUCAGAGGACAGAGGGACUCUACUGCAGGACACAGAUGGACACCAGAGGAGGCAGAGGUCUAUGAGAAAUUCCGUUCUACACUGAAGAGCAAGUUUCAGCAUCUGAAUGAGGGAGUACCUAAUCAGGGAGAAACCAGACUCCUCCAUGAGAUCUACACAGACCUCUACAUCACAGAGGGAGGAGGAGGGGUCAAUGAUGAACAUGAGGUCAGACAGAUAGAGAGAGCAUCCUGGAGAGAAGCAGCACAAAGCAGGCCAAUCAAAUGCAGUGACAUUUUUAAACCCCUCUCUGGACAUCACAAAUCCAUUAGAACAGUGCUGACAACGGGAGUGGCUGGCAUUGGGAAAACAGUCUCUGUGCAGAAGUUUAUCCUGGACUGGACUGAAGGAGAAACCAAUCAGGAUGUCCACUACAUAUUUCCUCUUCCUUUCCGAGAGUUGAACCUGAUGAUGGACAAGCAGCUUAGUCUGGUGGAGCUUAUUCAACACUUAUUCCCAGAAAUAAAAGAUUUGAAAAUCCUCACCAACUCAAAGCACAAAGUCAUGUUCAUCUUUGAUGGUCUUGAUGAGUGUCGACUUACCCUAGAUUUCCGUUCCAACCUGAGUUAUUGUGAUGUGACUACUACGCCAGUUUCAGUGAAUGUACUGCUGACAAACCUUAUCAAGAGAAAUCUGCUUCCCUCUGCCCUUCUCUGGAUUACCACCCGACCAGCAGCAGCCAGUCAGAUCCCUCCUAAAUAUGUGGAUCAGGUGACAGAAAUAAGGGGGUUCAAUGACCCACAGAAAGAGAAGUACUUCAGGAAGAGAAUCAGUGAUGAGAACCUGGCCCUUAGGACCAUCACACACCUGAAGUCAUCCAGAAGCCUCUACAUCAUGUGCCACAUUCCAGUCUUCUGCUGGAUUUCAGCCACAGUGGUAGAGAGAACAUCAUUUGAAUCAGAAAAAGUAGGAAUGCCAAGAACUCUCACUCAAAUGUACACACACUUCCUGAUCAUUCAGACAAGCAUCAAAAAUGUCAAGUACACAGAGAGAAAAGAGACAGAUGAAGAGAUAGUUUUCAAACUGGCGAAGAUGGCUUUCCAGCAGCUGGAGAAGGGCAAUCUGAUCUUCUAUGAGGAAGACCUGAGAGAAUGUGCCAUUGAUGUCACAGAAGCAUCAGUGUACUCAGGAGUGUGUACUCAGAUCUUCAGAGAGGAGUCUGGGCUGUACCAGGGGAAGGUCUUCAGCUUUGUGCAUCUGAGCAUUCAAGAGUUUCUUGCAGCUUUGUAUGUGUUCAUAUGCUUCAGACAUACAGAGAGAAGCAUGUCUGACCAACAGCAAACCUCUCAGCUCUCUGCGCUAUUCAGAGCUGCGACAUUGCAUGACCUACACAAGACUGCAGUGGACCUGGCCUUACAGAGUGAGAAUGGAUACCUGGACCUUUUCCUCCGCUUUCUCUUGGGCCUCUCACUGGAGUCCAAUCAGGAACUCUUAAUGCACCUACUGCCACAGACAAGAAGUCAACCACAGAGCUAUGAGCAAACAGUCCAGUAUAUCAAACAGAAGAUCAGAGAUCAACAUAAUUCAAAUAGAAUGAUCAACCUUUUCUACUGUCUGAAUGAGCUGAAUCGUCAUGCUGUAGUGGAGGUGAUUGACAGGAGCUCUGGAACUCUGUCUGUAGACAUGCUAUUACCAGGACAGUGGGAGACUAGGAGAUUUAGAUUUAAGAUGCCAGAGGAGCAGCUGGAUGAGUUUGACCUGCAGAAGUACAUAAAGACACCAGAGACUGAUGAGACUGAACUCCUCAGUCCAGAUGAAGUUCUGCAGAGGCUGGUGCCAGUGGUCACAUCAGCACAGCUGAGUGGUUGUUCCCUCACAGAGAAGAGCUGUGCUGUGAUAGCGUCAGCUGCCAGAUCAAACUCCUGCAGUUUGAAGGAGCUGAACCUGAGUUGGAAUGAGCUUCAUGAUGCAGGAGUUCAGCAUCUCUCAGAGCUCCUCAAGAAUCCCCUCUGCAAACUGGAGAAACUAGAGCUGAUUGGUUGUUUCCUCACAGAGAAGAGCUGUGCUGUGAUAGCGUCAGCUGCCAGAUCAAACUCCUGCAGUUUGAAGGAGCUGCACCUGAGUAGCAAUGAGCUUCAUGAUGCAGGAGUUCAGCAUCUCUCAGAGCUCCUCAAGAAUCCCCACUGCAAACUGGAGAAACUAGAGCUGAUGCAGUGUUCCCUCACAGAGAAGAGCUGUGCUGUGAUAGCGUCAGCUGCCAGAUCAAACUCCUGCAGUUUGAAGGAGCUGAACCUGAGUUGGAAUGAGCUUCAUGAUGCAGGAGUUCAGCAUCUCUCAGAGCUCUUCAAGAAUCCCCACUGCAAACUGGAGACACUAGUGCUGAUUGAGUGUUCCCUCACAGAGAAGAGCUGUGCUGUGAUAGCGUCAGCUGCCAGAUCAAACUCCUGCAGUUUGAAGGAGCUGAACCUGAGGGACAAUGAGCUUCAUGAUGCAGGAGUUCAGCAUCUCUCAGAGCUCCUCAAGAAUCCCCUCUGCAAACUGGAGAAACUAGUGCUGUUUAGGUGUUCCCUCACAGAGAAGAGCUGUGCUGUGAUAGCAUCAGCUGCCAGAUCAAACUCCUGCAGUUUGAAGGAGCUGAACCUGAGUCUCAAUGAGCUUCAUGAUGCAGGAGUUCAGCAUCUCUCAGAGCUCCUCAAGAAUCCCCUCUGCAAACUGGAGAAACUAGUGCUGAUGCAGUGUUCCCUCACAGAGAAGAGCUGUGCUGUGAUAGCGUCAGCUGCCAGAUCAAACUCCUGCAGUUUGAAGGAGCUGAACCUGAGUUGGAAUGAGCUUCAUGAUGCAGGAGUUCAGCAUCUCUCAGAGUUCCUCAAGAAUCCCCACUGCAAACUGGAGAAACUAAAGCUGAUGCAGUGUUCCCUCACAGAGAAGAGCUGUGCUGUGAUAGCGUCAGCUGCCAGAUCAAACUCCUGCAGUUUGAAGGAGCUGAACCUGAGGGGAAAUGAGCUUCAUGAUGCAGGAGUUCAGCAUCUCUCAGAGCUCUUCAAGAAUCCCCACUGCAAACUGGAGAAACUAGAAGUGGAUGAUCGUAUCUUCCUAAAGGAGAGUCCAGCAGCAGCAGCAGCCUCUGCUAGCAGCUCCCACUCAGAUGCUGCAGAGCUGCACCUCAGAGACAGAGUGGAUGAUCGUACCUUCCGAAAGGAGAGUCCAGCAGCAGCAGCAGCCUCUGCUAGCAGCUCCCACUCAGAUGCUGCAGAGCUGCACCUCAGAGACAAAGUCCAGCAGGACCCAGGAGCACAGCUGCUCUCUCUGGACACUCACACGCUGAUGCAGUGUUCCCUCACAGAGAAGAGCUGUGCUGUGAUAGCGUCAGCUGCCAGAUCAAACUCCUGCAGUUUGAAGGAGCUGAACCUGAGGGGAAAUGAGCUUCAUGAUGCAGGAGUUCAGCAUCUCUCAGAGCUCUUCAAGAAUCCCCACUGCAAACUGGAGAAACUAGAAGUGGAUGAUCGUAUCUUCCUAAAGGAGAGUCCAGCAGCAGCAGCAGCCUCUGCUAGCAGCUCCCACUCAGAUGCUGCAGAGCUGCACCUCAGAGACAGAGUGGAUGAUCGUACCUUCCGAAAGGAGAGUCCAGCAGCAGCAGCAGCCUCUGCUAGCAGCUCCCACUCAGAUGCUGCAGAGCUGCACCUCAGAGACAAAGUCCAGCAGGACCCAGGAGCACAGCUGCUCUCUCUGGACACUCACACAGUGGCUGGUCGUACCUUCCUGAAGGAGAGUCCAGCAGCAGCAGCAGCCUCUGCUAGCAGCUCCCACUCAGAUGCUGCAGAGCUGCACCUCAGAGACAAAGUCCAGCAGGACCCAGGAGCACAGCUGCUCUCUCUGGACACACACACGGAAGAUCACCACAAUGAUGUCCCACAGAGGAGCUGUGAGUCCUGUGCUGAAGUUCCAGACUCCAGCCACUGGGUCCUGGUGAAGCCUGAAGUCUCCACAGAGGAGAGCGUCUCCACCUACAGCCUAAGUUCUCCUGCAGGGAGCUAUGAGUGCCCAGAGUCUGGUCUGCGCUGGACGUGUGCUGGUCCAGUCACCCUGCAGUACCACUUCACUGACUGGCAUGUCUUUGCUGAAGAGCUGGCCCACAUGCAGUUCAGACCAGCUGGUCCUCUGAUGGACAUCAGGGUCAAGUCAGGAGAGCUGGAGGAGAUCCAUCUGCCACAUUUCCUCUGUUUGGGGGGUUCUGAGGCAUCUGUGUGUGAUGCUGUGAGGGUCCUGCAUGGGCGGGAGAGUGGAGUGUGUGUGGAGGUGUGUGAGCUGACCAGACACCAUGCCAGGCUUGUCCACCCCUCCUUCUCUCUGUUUGGGGUGGUGUAUUACCUGAGGGAUCUGAUUUCUCCUAAAGUCCACUGUGAGCUGCUGCUCUUCUGCACCUGCACCGCUCCCCUGGUUCUCCACACCUACCUGGUGCCCAAUGACCCAGCUCACAUCCAGGCCAUCCACCAGAAGGAGGAGAAGAGGGGUGUGUGGGUCGACAAACCCUGCGUCUUGGGCUCACUCCGGGAGAUGGACACCUUUUGUGUGAGGACAUCGUGUCCGUCUGAGAUCCAGCCUGAGAAGAUGAACCUGUGGCCGCUCUCCACUGGUAACUUCUGUGAGGUGUACAUGGAGCAGCCAGAGGAGGAGUUUGAUAUGGAGGUCUUCAGUUCUCAGCAGCCCAUCUGGAGAUCCAAGAUCCGCAGACGCGACUACUGCCAGCCCAGCAGGAGCCCAGGACAGGGCAGCAGCCAGGGGGCUAUCACAGAAUAUUCUAUCCAAAGCGACAUACAGCAAUAGAAUAACAUCAGUGUAGAGGAGAAUGUACCUGGAACUACCACUGCAUCUGUUGAUACUAGGACCCAGCGAUUGCAAGUAGGCUAGGCUAUGCAGACAGCGUACUGACGCUUGCUUGGAUGCUGUUGGUUGGACUAAGUUGGCGUUAACUUUUCUGUUUGAUUUGUUUUAUUAUUUAUUUGAUACUUGUUUAUUUGUUUGUCUGUCUUGUGCUGUGUAGGCUACGCUGGCGAUUACGCCGCUCUGUCCGGCUUUUUUGGUCUUGUGCACAUUGUCUUUUGGGACCUAAUGAGUGUUUGUCUGUGUUUGUCUGUGUUGUUUUAUUGUUUGUUGAUUUUUGUUUGGUGUCUGUCUUUGUAUGUCUUGUGUCACGGGUACGCUGGCUAUUAAGCCGCUCCGUCCGGCAUUAUUUAUUUUUGUGUAGCGAUUUGUUAUUUUUUACAUUUGUUUGUUUGUCGUUGGUGUUACGGGCACGCUGGCGACUACGCCGGCCUGUCUAACCUCUGAUGUUUUAUGUUUCUUGUUUAUCUGAUUAUUAUUUAGCCUAUACAUAGCUACAUAUUCCUCUUCUUUUUCUUUCUAUUUCAUCAUUAUUAUUAUUAUCAUUUAAUUAUUUCAUGUAUUAUUAUUUUAUUAUUUGCCUUUUGUAUCUUUGUAUUGUUCUUGUUUUGUUAUUUUGAUUAUUGUUGUCGUAUGUUUUCAAACUCAGGGCAUUGCUGUAAAAGAGCUUGAUGCUCAGUCAAUUUCUCCCUGAAUAAAAAACGGUUGAUGAUGAUGAUAGAGA
Sardina pilchardus (European sardine) is the source of this 6048-nucleotide messenger RNA. Its product is annotated as NACHT, LRR and PYD domains-containing protein 3-like. The record is from RefSeq and is a predicted model, not a curated record. The transcript is spliced from 19 exons. Gene Ontology annotation, molecular function: protein binding. Gene Ontology annotation, biological process: intracellular signal transduction. NCBI's taxonomy places the organism in Eukaryota, Metazoa, Chordata, Actinopteri, Clupeiformes, Clupeidae. The coding region runs from base 324 to 5267 and encodes 1647 amino acids.